Lactuca virosa is the source of this 3610-nucleotide messenger RNA. Lineage: Eukaryota; Viridiplantae; Streptophyta; Magnoliopsida; Asterales; Asteraceae. The record is from the annotation of a GenBank genome assembly.
AUCGCUCUCUCCCAGUCCCACACUGUGUGACAAAGUCUUUCUUUCUCUCUCUAUCCCACAAAAGAAAAACGCACGUAUUCUCCGCUAACACUCAUCACCCGAUUCGAUCGCCAUCAAUGGCUGCAGUGAAGGGCUUGUAUGGAUCGGUAGAUGAGUUCUUAAAGCAGUGCUCACAGUCAGGUGACUCUGCCUACAGUGCAUUAAGAUCACUCUUGGAGCGCCUCGAGAACCCGGAUACCCGAACCGAAGCCAGGAUCUUCUUCACGCAUCUCCAGAAAAAGCUCGAAACCGAUGGCGCCUCAGAACAUUGCCUCGAUACUUACCAUUUCCAAAUCCAAGAUAUAUUCCUCGAACGGAAUGAAGGUUACCAAAAGAAAAAGAAAUUAACAAUGAUGGUGAUACCCAGCAUCUUUAUGCCAGAGGACUGGUCAUUUACUUUCUAUGAAGGGUUGAAUAGACAUCCAGAUUCCAUCUUCAAGGAUAAGACAGUUGCUGAGCUUGGUUGUGGAAAUGGAUGGAUAUCCAUAGCCAUUGCUGAGAAAUGGUCACCAUUGAAGGUUUAUGGGCUUGAUAUAAAUCCAAGAGCUGUAAAGAUUUCAUGGAUAAAUUUGUAUCUAAAUGCUUUGGAUGAAAAUGGAGAGCUCGUUUAUGACCAUGAGAAGAAAACUUUGCUUGACAGGGUAGAGUUUUAUGAAUCUGAUCUAUUAUCAUAUUGCAGAGAUAACCACAUAGAGCUUGAACGAAUUGUCGGAUGCAUACCACAGAUUCUUAAUCCGAAUCCCGAUGCAAUGUCCAAGCUUAUUACAGAAAAUGCUAGUGAAGAGUUUCUCCAUUCACUGAGUAACUAUUGUGCACUUCAGGGAUUUGUUGAGGAUCAAUUUGGUUUAGGUCUUAUUGCUAGGGCAGUUGAAGAAGGAAUUGAUGUGAUCAAGCCUAUGGGAAUCAUGAUAUUUAAUAUGGGAGGGCGUCCAGGACAAGGUGUCUGUAAACGUUUAUUUGAACGCCGUGGGCUCCGCGUUAACCAGCUGUGGCAAACCAAAAUUCUUCAGGCUUCUGACACUGACAUUUCGGCUUUAGUUGAAAUUGAGAAGAAUAAUCCACACAGGUUUGAGUUCUUCAUGGGACUUGUUGGAGAUCAGCCAAUUUGUGCUAGGACAGCAUGGGCCUUUGGAAAGGCUGGUGGACGCAUUUCUCAUGCUUUGUCUGUUUACAGCUGUCAACUUCGAAAUCCCAACCAGGUUAAGAAAAUCUUUGACUUUCUCAAAAAUGGGUUUCAAGAUAUCAGCAAUUCCUUGGAUUUAUCUUUUCAAGACGAGUCUGUUGCUGAUGAGAAGAUCCCAUUUCUAGCAUAUCUUGCUGGUAUUUUAAAAAACAGCUCACGUUUCCCAUAUGAGCCUCCAACUGGAAGCAAAAGGUUCAGAGAUCUUAUUGCAGGCUUCAUGAAAACAUACCACCAUGUACCAAUUAGUGCUGAUAAUGUUGCUAUAUUUCCUUCAAGGGCUACAGCUAUUGAGAAUACCCUUCGACUGUUCACUCCACGUCUUGCCAUUGUUGAUGAGCAUCUAACCCGACACCUACCAAAGCAAUGGUUAACAUCAUUAGAAAUUGAGCAAAAAGGGGACAAGAAAACUUGUACAGAUGGAAUCACUGUUAUUGAAGCGCCACGUCAGUCGGAUUUGAUGAUUGAGCUGAUAAAAAAGUUAAGGCCACAAGUGGUGGUGACAGGGAUUGCACAAUUUGAGGCUGUUACUAGUUCAGCCUUUGAGCAUCUUUUACGCACCACAAGAGAAAUCGGUUCUCGUCUUUUUAUAGACAUAUCUGACCAGUUUGAGCUUUCCAGUCUCCCCAGUUCAAUUGGAGUCUUGAAAUAUCUUGCUAGAACUCCAUUGCCUUCUCAUGCAGCCAUUAUAUGCGGCUUGUUGAGAAAUCAGGUUUAUGCAGAUCUUGAAGUAGCUUUUGUGAUAUCCGAAGAAGAAACCAUUUUUGAUGGAUUGUCAAAAAGCGUGGAACUAUUACAAGGCAAUACUGCUCUGAUUAGCCAAUAUUAUUAUGGUUGUCUUUUCAAUGAGCUUCUGUCCUUUAAGCUUCCUGACAGACGUCCACCUACAGAGAGAGAAACCGAAAACACAAAAUCUAGCGACAUGAUCGGAUUCUCAAGUUCUGCAAUCUCAGUUCUAACAGACGCAGAAUUAUCAAUCAAAGAAACCGAUACAUCUUCUCUAAUCCACAUGGACGUGGACCAAAUAUUCCUCCCUACACCAACCCCAGUCAAAGCUGCCAUCUUUGAAAGCUUUGCAAGGCAAAACGUAACCGAAUCCGAAUGCGAUGUAACACCAAGCAUCAAACAGUUCAUCAAAACCGCUUACGGUUUCUCAGCCGAUCACACCGCUGAAUUCAUAUACGCCGAUUUCCCUCUCGCUCUUUUCAAUAAACUCGUACUCUGCUGCAUCGAAGAACACGGAACCCUCUGCAUACCCACCGGAUCAAACGGAACUUACACCGCAGCUGCCCGGUUCUUAAACGCAAACAUUGUCUCCAUCCCGACCUGCCCGGAAACCGGUUUUAAACUGACCGAAAACCAACUUGGUAAAGCACUCGAAACUGUCACGAAACCAUGGGUUUACAUUUCCGGUCCCACGAUAAAUCCGACUGGGUUACUUUAUAGCAAUGAAGAAAUGAAAAGUUUGUUGAAAAUUUGUGCUAAAUAUGGGGCGAGGGUGAUUAUUGAUACUUCGUUUUCGGGGGUGGAGUUUAAUUUGAAGGGUUGGGAAGGGUGGAAUUUGGAUGGAAGUUUGGUGGAGUUAAAGGGAAGCUCGUCUUUUUGUGUGUGUUUGCUUGGUGGGUUGUUUUUUAAAAUGCCAACUGGAGGGCUUGCUUCCGGGUUUCUAGUUUUGAAUCAGAGGUUUUUGGCGGAUGCGUGUUAUGGAUUCUCGGGGUUGAAUAAACCUCAUAGUACUAUUCGCUACACUGCCAAGAAAUUGCUGGAUCUUAGAGAGCAAAAUGGAGAUCUAACGGGUGAUGGUGAGAAACAGGGGAAAUUGCUGGCUGAUCGAUUGAAGCGUUUGAAACAGACACUCGAGAGUUGCGGGUGGGAAGUCAUUGAAGCUCACGGGGGCGUUUCCGUAAUUGCAAAACCCUCGGCUUAUCUUGGCAAAACCAUUAAAAUCAAGAAAGAUGGUUCAACAUGGGAAGUGAAGCUGAAUGACACCAACAUCCGAGAAGCAAUGCUGAGAACCACAGGUUUAUGCAUCAAUGGAGCUUCAUGGACCGGGAUCCCAGGCUAUUGCAGGUUCACAUUAGCCCUAGAAGACUUUGAUUUUGAUCGUGCUUUGGAUUGCAUUGCCAAAUUCAAGCAAAUUGUCAACUAAUUCUAAUUGUUUCCUAUUGUGGAAGCUGUUGGUUUUUAUCUUUUUUUUUUGUGACUUAGGUGUCGCGAAAUAAACUACUUGUGUUCAUGUUAUUGAACUAUAGUUAUUGUGUGAUGUUCCACAAGUUUCAAGUGUUGUAUACAUAUUUUCGUAUAUGGGUGUAUGUAAAAGACACCUAGUCACCUACCGUUGUAUUUUAUACAAACAUUGAAAUUGACUGGACUAUAUGGUACUAGAACAAG